This is a messenger RNA of Spirometra erinaceieuropaei, 2589 nucleotides long. The record is from the annotation of a GenBank genome assembly. Lineage: Eukaryota; Metazoa; Platyhelminthes; Cestoda; Diphyllobothriidea; Diphyllobothriidae.
AUGCCGGAUCGCGACAUUGUCCAAAGGGUUCCAAGCUCAGAUACCAACUCCGCACGGUAGCAAGUCGAUACGGCAGCUGACGCUGUCUGCCUGGUUCGCCCCUUUCGUGUCGGACCCAUGUGUGCUUGGGCGUCGUAGUUCGGGCUGGUACAGCGCCGAUGCGGUAGCCCGCCUAGCCAAUCACAAACAUCAAAACAAAAGAGAAUCAUCUACUUCAUUUGUCAAACCGAAGUGGAGGUGUCCUUUCGCGAUAUUCAUCGACACACCGGCGACGCACUAGUCCCUUGAGGGUAUCCUUCGUCCUGCAUUACUGGAUGAUCGUUCGUUAGCUGUAGUCGGCCGGUCUGGUGUUAAUAGACUUCUUUUCUUUGGUUGACUUCAUUUGACUUUUGUCGGUUCGGGAGACGUAGUCAUUGUCAUAGGUGGCUGCUGCGUAUCUUAGGUGACCACUCAGCCAUCACAUAACCGCGUCCUUAACGGGUUUAGCAGUGUUUUAUACAGCAGUAGCUGCGCCAAAUCUCCAAAUUCCUCCCUGAGAGCAAUGUCACCGCCGGUCCCCAGCUGUCUGUUCAUCCCACCGUAACGCCCAUAGAGUUCACGGUUGGUCCCCUCUGAAAUCCCAUCCAAUAUCUACCACCCGUGGACGCGCCAGAAGAUCAUCAGAUAGGUUGACUGGAAUCUGUACAAUGUCUGAUGCAAAGGUGAACAAGAUAGUAUGUUUUCUGCCGUAAAUUUAUCUUUAUCGUCUUUUACGUAUGUUGUUGACGUUUCUUUCCGUCAUCUAUUUUGUCGUCAGAAAUGAGACGUAACGAAAGUUUAAAUCAAUUUGAAUAGCAAGGAAGUUAAGUAAGAGGAAUGCACACGAACGGUAAAAAACUGAUCUCCAGACGUCCAUGUGUAUCGCUCAAUGUAGUCCAGGAAUGCUGACCGCACAAGAAGCAAAUGGGUACACUGCUCUCAUGAUUACUGAACGGGAUACUGCGGGACCUAUCAAAGUUAAGAAAUGCGCAACUUGUUCUUUUAAUUACACAAGGGACCUUCAAGGUCAUAUUAACGCCUGGUGGAAAAAAGUGGGUAAUGGGCCGCUUUUCUAAGAAGAUCAGGAAAAUCAGGGAUUCGGAAAAAGAGCUGGUUGAAUGAAUCAAGGGCCAGUGGUAUACGAUGGUUACAGUGAGAAAAAACAAGUGUUUACCAUCAGAUUCCCAGGGAGUUAUUGAGAUGAAGUGGGUUUUGCAUACACUACCUUUUUGUGGCAAUAAUGCGGAUGCCAAACAUGUAUACAUACCGUGAAGAAGGGUCUUGAACAAAUGCGGUUAAACGACGGGAAGACUGCUUGGAGUGCGGUGAGUGAAUAGAAACCACAAACAAACCCACCUAGAUCGAUCUGUGUGACGACAUUUGCCACAUUAACCUUAAUCUCCAUCUUCUGAGUUAUAGGCAGUUGCGCGGAGACUUGAUACAAACUUUCCGUAUCGUGCGUGGCUUGGACUGCGGCCUUCGGUGCGAUGACUUUUUCCAACUCGCCACAACAACUAACCUCCGGGGACAUCCCUUCAAGCUACGUGUGCCCCAGGGUCGAUUGAAUGUGAGAAAAUAUUUCUUCUCCAACCGUGUCGUGGAACCGUGAAAUAAUCUGCCUGAGACGGUUGUCAUGUCUCAAUCUGUGGCGACAUUUAAAUGUAGGCUUGGCAGACAUAUGCUACAGCAACAAGCGGGCUAUGUGACUUUUUAGCCAUGUGACCAGUGACAUAUGUGAAUCAAUGCCUGCAUACACUUACUGCUGUAAUUUCUUCACAUUUUUGUGUAUUUAUCGAUUUUUUUAUGUACAAAUAGGGAGUUCAAAGGCGUAAGCCUAUUUCCCUCAAAUACACUGACUGACUGACAUUACUCCCAAAUGAGUGAAGUUAUUUGCGUCGAUGAGCCACUGUUUCGACUGAGGAGAGUUGACGGACGAGUUCAGCCUUUUUGGAUUUACAGUUCGCUGAAGCAUUACGUGUCUUGCCUAGGUAAGGUGCUGGGGGUUCCGUAAGUUCUUGAACAUAUAUCUGCUGUUCCGAAAAGAAUAGCCUGGUUUUAUCUUGACAUACGCUUUGCACUUCGACAAUCUGUGACCCCUUACGAACACCAAUCUCCUUUAUUCCGAGUCCUCGACAUAGUCAUGUUAUUAGAAAAGACGAGCUUCGGCCAGAAGUGUAAGAAUCUGGGCACACUAAUCUGUCAAUAACUCUCUCGGCCCUCCAAUUCACUUAAAUGACAGAUUAGAUUAUGGAGAUGCCCUUCUUCGUCAAACUCUCAUUUAUCAACCUCCUACCCUUCUCAGUUUUCCAUUACCUCUCUCUUACUUGCAAGCACAGACAGCGAAUCUUGAACAAGAUUUAGCCUCUCUUCUGCACCAGGCUACAACCCCGCUCCUCUUCCUCCUCCUCCUCCUCCUCCUCCUCCUCCUCCUCCUCCACCACCACCACCACCACCAGCACCAGCACCCCCGACCCCCUCGUUGUGACCGUCGUGGCGACAACGGCUGAACAGUCUUGCUCACUGACUUCAUGCACUGCAUAUGUUUCGGCCUUCGGCUUAUCCUCACCGUGA